AAGAGUUCUAUUCUAAUUGCGCCCUUAAGCUUGCCAGUAUCGUCUUACUCUCCGCAGUCGCACGUUGUUUGUUUUAAGUCAUCCUCCAGCUGCAAUUACAUCAUCAGUUCUGAGCUGUGCUGAAUCGAACUUGACACAUUAUGUUCGAGCAAGAGGCAAACGAUCUUCAAGUGAACGACGUAGUAAUGCAAGAACCUGCCCAUAGUCACGUUGAUAGCGAUUACUUUAGUGAAACUGAAGAAGAUUCACCUGUGGAUGGCGAAGGAGCAAACGACCCAAGUGAUCCAAUUGUUUGUUCAGUUUCAGAUGAUUGGAUAGAGAUGGACUUGUCAAUGGACUCUUUGCGAUCAUUAGGUUUCUUAAGUGAUACUGAUUUUCAAGCUGUUUUGGAAUCUUUCGCAGAGUUCACGAGCCACCAAUUACGAUUGGGCGUGUCUAAUCCGAGGGAAAUGGAAGGCUUGCUAAGAAAUCAUUUAGCAUAUCUUUUAUGGCGUCGUACCGUAUUCACCAAACUUCGUCAGCUACCACCAGUCACAGCGGAAGCUGAACAGCUAAACCAUUUUCUCGGUAAUAAGUGGUACGAGGACACAGAGAUGAUGGCAGAUAAUAGAGAACGGUUCAAGAAUUUGGUAGAUGCAACUUCCGUACCCCAAUUGAUUCUCUCUACAAUUCAAUCUUACUUCCGUAAACGACAACCCGAGAGAACGACAAGGGAUGUCGCCUACCAAAAUAAGAGACCCCGCAGGAAUUAAAGUUUAAUUUUCGUUAGAUUAUUUAUUCAUUUUCAACGCAUACGGAACUUAUUUUCGAUAAUCUUAUUAACCAAAAGAGAGAUUCUAUUUUACGUAUUUUUCUAUUUAUCUUUUUUUUUUUCAAUUGUACGAGUAUAGUUUUCAAAUAUUUAUGGCCGCUCAUUUAUUAAGCACAAUUAUCUUGCUUGAUGUGUGUGAAAGAUUUCACAAUGUUAUUAUUAACAAUCACCCCAUCAAUUGUUCUAAUUUCAUUAUUAAGAUUUUAACUGCAUUUUGUUAAGAUAACUGUUCUUAUUUUCUUU
Messenger RNA from Daphnia carinata, 1054 nucleotides. RefSeq lists its product as uncharacterized. The coding region runs from base 141 to 752 and encodes 203 amino acids. Lineage: Eukaryota; Metazoa; Arthropoda; Branchiopoda; Diplostraca; Daphniidae. The transcript is spliced from 4 exons. The record is from RefSeq and is a predicted model, not a curated record.